This is a messenger RNA of Kazachstania africana CBS 2517, 2052 nucleotides long. It is a transcript of the gene NCP1, whose product is annotated as NADPH--hemoprotein reductase. The transcript has a single exon. Gene Ontology annotation, molecular function: FMN binding; flavin adenine dinucleotide binding; NADPH-hemoprotein reductase activity. NCBI's taxonomy places the organism in Eukaryota, Fungi, Ascomycota, Saccharomycetes, Saccharomycetales, Saccharomycetaceae. Gene Ontology annotation, cellular component: cytosol. Bases 1 to 2052 code for a protein of 683 amino acids. The record is from RefSeq and is a predicted model, not a curated record.
AUGGAUUCCGUUGAUGUGAUUGUGCUGCUACUCGCUGCGGUCGCUGUUUUGUUUUAUACGAACAGGACAAAGCUUACUUCUAUCUUUUUUGGUAACGACGACUCGAUUACCGUUAAUUCGUCGUCUGGUGAUAUUGUGACUGUACUCAAGGAAAACAAGAAGAAUUAUUUGGUACUGUAUGCUUCCCAAACUGGUACUGCUGAAGACUAUGCCAAGAGUUUCGCCAAAGAAUUAAUUAGUAAGUUCUCGUUGAAUGUGAUGUGUACCGAUGUCGAGAAUUAUGAAUACGAUAACUUGGAUACUGUCAGCGUACCAGUGUCGAUUUUCAUUUCUACUUAUGGUGAAGGUGAUUUCCCUGACAAUGCCGCUAAUUUUGAAUCGUUUUUAAACAAUAUAGAGUCCAGCGACUUGACCAAUUUGAAAUUUACUCUCUUUGGGUUCGGUAAUUCGACUUACGAAUUUUAUAAUGGAGCUGCAAAAAGGACUUUAAAGGCAUUAAAAAGUGCUGGAGCAACUCUAAUUGGGAGCUACGGUGAGGCAGAUGACGGUUCUGCUUCUACUGACGAAGAUUAUUUGUCAUGGAAAUCAAAGAUAUUUGAUGAUUUGAAGACCUCUUUGAAUUUAGAUGAACAAGAAGAUAUUUUCAAGCCUUCAUUCAAAUAUGAAGUCAUAGACGAAAAAGUUAACGGUAAAGUUGCUCUUGGUGAACCAUGCCAAGAGUAUUUACCACGCAACAAAUUACCUUUCAGUAAAGAGAAAAACGUUUUCACCGGUCCUUUCAAUGCCAACUUUCCUUAUGUGGCUCCAAUAACUGCAUCGAGAGAGUUGUUUCAAAGUGACGAUCGUAACUGCAUUCAUGCAGAAUUCGACGUUUCCGGUUCUAAUUUAAAAUAUUCUACCGGUGAUCAUCUGGCUAUUUGGCCAUCAAAUGCAAAUGAAACUGUCGAGAAGUUUUUGGCGGUUUUCAGUCUGAAUCCUGAUGAAAUUUUCAAUCUGACUCCGCUAGACGCCACCAUAAAGUUGCCAUUCCCAUGUCCAACCACCAUCGGUUCCGUUGUAAGACAUUAUAUGGAAAUAACAGGCCCAGUAUCGAGAAAAUUCUUUAGUUCGUUGGUUCAAUUUGCCCCGAACAACGAAAUUAAAGAGAGGCUAGAAGAGUUAUCUAACGAUAAGGACCAAUUCGCCGUUGAAAUUACUUCUAAAUAUUACAAUAUUGCCGACGCCGUAUCAUAUUUGUCUAAUGAAAAGCCAUGGACCACCAUUCCGUGGACGUUCCUGAUUGAAUCUCUUGCGCGUAUUCAACCUCGUUACUAUUCGAUUUCAUCCUCUUCACUAUCUGAAAAGCAGACUAUUCACGUAACUGCUGUCGUAGAAAAUAUUCCAAACAAUAAAAGUGGUAAUCCAAUAAUUGGUGUCACAACAAAUUUGUUACGAAACAUUCAAUUGAAUCAGAGCUUAAACGAAAAAAUCUCCGGUCCAUCAUUACCUUGUACUUACGAUUUGAGUGGGCCGCGUAAUCUAUUUGAAGAUAGUAAACUGCCUGUCCACGUUCGCCGUUCUCACUUCAAGUUGCCAUCCAAUCCUAGGACUCCAGUAAUUAUGAUUGGACCUGGUACUGGUGUUGCACCAUUCCGUGGGUUCAUUAGAGAAAGAUGUAAAAUGUUGGAAUUACAAUCUAAUCUCAAAUUGGGUAAACAUCUUCUCUUCUACGGAUGUCGUAACAAUGAUGACUAUCUCUAUAAAGAUGAAUUUCCAGAAUAUAUUGAAAAGAUGGAUGGGCUGCUAGAACUAUUUGUAGCUUUUUCAAGAUUGCCUGGUUCCGAAAAGGUGUACGCUCAGGACAUGUUGAAGGAGAAUGAAGAGCAAGUCUUGAGCCUGAUGAAGCAAGGUGCAUUCAUUUAUGUUUGUGGUGAUGCUAAGAGUAUGGCACAGGCCGUUCAUGCAACCUUGAUAGAUAUCUUACGCCGUGGAUUGCAAAUCUCUGCUGCUGAGGCGACAGAGAUGUUGAAAAUGUUCAAGACCACCGGCAAGUACCAGGAAGACGUCUGGUAA